Molecule: messenger RNA, 1347 nt
Organism: Phragmites australis (common reed)
Lineage: Eukaryota; Viridiplantae; Streptophyta; Magnoliopsida; Poales; Poaceae
Product: stromal cell-derived factor 2-like protein
Exons: 6
Coding region: 345-998 (217 amino acids)
Source: RefSeq, a predicted model, not a curated record
UGGCCCCAGCCUUUCAAACACUCGCCUUCUCCUCGCGAGCUCAAAGCGGCCAGAAGGCGUUGCAGCAGAGAGCCUGAGGCGAACCAUCUAGCAGCUUCCGGCCACUGCCUCCUCAAGGCCACGACCCCGCCGCGGUGGCGCCGUCCACGCCCCAGACGCAGGGCAUCUCCCGCCGCAGGACCGCCUCUGCCGAGCAGCAGCCGCAGCCGGAGGCGGGGACCACCAGCCUCGCCGGCGCCCUCGCGCGCGAGCGGAUCAGGCGCCGCGGCAAGGCGGACCCGGGCCCGGAGGAGGAGGCUUUGCCGUUCUGGCAGAGGACCUGGUUCCUCGUGCUGCUGCUGGCGAUGGCCGCCGCGUCGUUCGCGCUCGCGUUGCUGCUCUACCUCGGCCUCGACCUCCCCGAGGCGGCGCCGACGGCGUCCUACGCCGCCGACCCGGAAAGCGUCGUCCAGAUAACCUACGGGUCGGUGAUCAAGUUGAUGCAUGAGAGGACCAAGUUUCGGCUGCAUUCCCACGACGUGCCGUAUGGAUCUGGGAGCGGCCAGCAAUCGGUCACCAGCUUCCCUAACGUCGACGACGCCAAUAGCUACUGGGUAGUGAGACCUCAACCAGAUUCUUCAGCAAAUCAAGGCGAUACCAUAGCACAUGGAGCAAUUGUGAGGCUUCAACAUAUGAGGACUAGAAAGUGGUUACACAGCCAUCUUCAUGCUUCCCCCAUAACGGGAAAUCUGGAGGUUAGCUGCUUUGGCAGUGAUAAUGAAUCAGAUACUGGAGAUUACUGGAGGCUUGAGAUUGAGGGCAGCGGGAAAACAUGGAGACAGGGCCAGAGAAUUCGACUGCGCCAUUUUGAUACUGGUGGCUAUCUUCACAGCCAUGACAGGAAGUACACCCGCAUUGCCGGUGGGCAGCAAGAGGUAUGUGGUGUUGGCGACAAGCGCCCAGACAACAUCUGGCUGGCAGCUGAAGGUGUUUACCUGCCGGUGAGCCAGCGCAAAUAGUUGUGCUGCUAGAUAAGAAGUGCCAUUGUUAACAAUUUUUGUGGUGCUUCGGCUGAUUUAGCGCACAGAGUUGUAAGUUGUAACCACUAGAAUCUUUAUCUGUAAUAUGCUUGAGCUGCCAGUGUACUUUUGUUGUGUAUUGUGACGGCAGAAGACGGUUCAGCUGAGCGCUACUCCAUAGAUGAUUCGGCUUUGGUCCCAGCAUAUAAGUUCUACCUCGCUAUGUUAGUUGCUGACUGAUUUUAGCGUGCCGGAAUUUACAGCAAAUUGGGAAAAUGUACUGCAUGAGUCGCAUGACUAGAUUUGUGUGAAGGAAGCAUGUUUGGUUGGGUGCUGUACCCACGGCGUA